Syngnathus acus (greater pipefish) is the source of this 3230-nucleotide messenger RNA. RefSeq names its product calcium binding and coiled-coil domain 1a (gene calcoco1a). Bases 173 to 1945 code for a protein of 590 amino acids. The record is from RefSeq and is a predicted model, not a curated record. The transcript has 15 exons. NCBI's taxonomy places the organism in Eukaryota, Metazoa, Chordata, Actinopteri, Syngnathiformes, Syngnathidae.
CACGCUUGCGCUGCUUUUUGUUAUUCUUUCUGGGGGUCUGGUCGUGCCGUGGAGCAACCAAGUCAAAGCAGAGGGACGCGCGCGGUUAUCUGGGCUCACGGUGCGUCUUACGGCAUCGAACGAGCCACAUUGACAAGUGGAGGCGGUUAAAGUGCCUUUGUGUUACGUUGCCAUGGAAACGGAAGCAGCGGUGGAGUUCCGAAAUGUGGCCCGCAGUUAUUUCCCUCAAAGCAGAGUGGACUGCCAUUACACGCUCAGCGCAGGCCACACCUGGACCAGCGGCGACUGGGUCGGCCUCUUCAAGGCGGGCUGGCCGUCAACGAAGGACUACCAGACGUUUGUUUGGGCACCGGCGCCCGCCGACUGUCAAGAGCUAACAGAGGUCAACUGUUGCGUUCAAUUCCAGGCAUCUUACCUUCCUAGACCAAGUGGCCAAGAGUAUGAAUUUGUGUAUGUCGCUGCAAAUGGUGAAGAUUACUUCCGGAGCUCAAGAUUCACAUUUUGCACCCCCAAACCCCUGGACGACCUGGUGACCCUUGAGGAGGAACCCCACGGGGAAGGAGACAGCACAGACAUUCUGCUGGUCGUACCUCGGGCCGAACUACUGAAGCGCCAACUGCGGGAAUGUUUGCGAGAGCAGGCUGAGCUUCUGCGGAUGCAAGAGCAAGCCAAGGAGCAAAAGGAGAAAGAGAGACGAGACUUCAACCGAGAGAGGCUCGCCUGGAGUAGACUUCGCGGAGAGCUCCAUUCCGACAUCAGCGGGCUGCAGGACGAACUGAGGAGAAGCCAGGAGAAGAUUGAAGAGCUGGAGGGAUGGCAGAAGGAGGAAACGGCUUUGGGGGAAUGUCUCGCACAAGAAAAAAGAGCUUUAGUAGAAGGGAGAGAGGCCAACAGGUUGCAAAUUGAACAACUGCAGGAGGACAUCAAAACGCUGACGCAGAGAGCUCUGCAAGGAGAGACGGAGUUGGAAAGGAUAAAGGAAAGCGCUAAGAGGACAGCAGAAGAAGAGGAGACGGACAGGCAGAUACUGCAGAGCAUGCUGGAACAGACACAGGGCGACCUUCGAAGUUUGUCCAAGGAGUUUCGGGAGCUGAGGACCUCCCUGGCCCAGAGAGACACCAGCGCGCUGCAACUCCAGAACACCAUCAGCAGCCUCAGCCAGAAACUGUCCGCGGCUCACAGGAAAGAGGCGCUGAACGAGGCAACGCUGAAGGAGAUGAGGAGCCUGCAGGAACGUUUGGAUGCGAGCGAGCGCGCCGCCGACGUCCUGAAGAACGAUCUGAGCUCAACGGCCGGCCAAAGAGAUCGCGGGCAGACCGAAGUGCAUCAGGCCCGCCUUCAAGCUGCCCAGCUUACCUUGCAGCUAGCCGAUUGCAGUCUGGCUCUGAGAGAAGGCCGAGCACAAUGGGCUCAGGAAAAGCAAAGUCUGCAGCGCAAAGCUGAGAAGGCACGCGAGGAUCUGGAGAACCUUACAGCCGAGAUGCAUACGAUUGAGGAAAAGCUCCAGGAGGAGAGGACCGAGCGAGUGAAGCUGGAGGUGGAGCUCGGGAGAGAAAAGGAUUGCAACAGGGUCCAAGUAAGCGAACUGCGCAGGGAGCUCCAGGAGCUGAAGUCCAGCCUGAGGGUGAAGGAGAAGGAGCACCUGCGUUUGGAGACAAAAGACUUGAUGGACUACAGCUGUCAGUUGGAGCAAAAAAUGGGAACGGCAGCCGGCGCCAAGCGGAGCGCCGCUUCCACAGGCGGCGCCUCGUCGGACGACCAGUGGGCCUCGCGGCCUUCGGGUCUGACCGGACCUCCGGGGACCCCGGUCGCGAGCGUCAUCAGCCAGCAGCCGGCGCCCCUCUCCUCACCUCACGAGCCGGGAGACUCCUCCGGCCCGAGGAAGAACCCGGUUGCACAGGAGGAACAGAGCAGCGUGCGGAUCACGCGGACACAGUCUAAGUGAACACGUCGCUAUGGUAACCAGCGGUGGACAUCCCUCACGUGAGAAGCAGCAGCAGCAGCAGCAGCAGCAGCCCUUCCAUUAUUUUUCCACAGACUCAAUGGUGAUAUGCAAUCUUGUUUUUUUUUUAGGGGGGGGGGGGCGUUUAUGAUGGGGGGGGCUUAAGACCCGGGUGGACAGAGCGGGCGUUUAGGCUCCGUUUGGCAGGUUGUAGCCCAACGCCUGGGCUUGAAUCAUCGCUACGUGGAGAGCUUUACGGCGGAUGUUAUGUCGUUUUUAUGACAUUUGUGAUUAGGAGUCAUGACAGGCGGCGUAAUUAUGAUGUUUUGUGCGGGGCCGCUCCCCGCUGAAAAUCAUGGCAACGCUCCCUCGCAAGCAUUAAAUUCUCCCCAUCGCUGCUUUGAAUGCCAGUCGCGACGGCAUAAAGCAUUCAUACGGCAUGGCGCUCAAAUGAUUUGGCAGGGGAGGCGUGACGUUAUAUCGCGCCCAACGUUUGAAAAUGCACGCCGUUAAAAAAAAGAAGAUGUUUUUGCAAUCAAACGCUCGUUGAACAGAUUAAAGUUGACGGCAACUUUGUAUGAAUAACUUUUAACGCCAUCGGUCUGGAACUUCAUUCGCAUUCACACGGCUCGAAAUUUGCACCUGAAUAAUUCAAGAGCGCUCUUAUGAAAGAAAAUCUUUCUCAUCACGUGCUGUCAGCAUGUUCCCCCGAGGCCCGUGGCAAGAUAGUGCCUAGUAAAAAAUCUUUUUGUCAUAAAGUGCUGCAAUUAAGCUGAACUUGGACCGAGGAAAAAGGGAGCCGACAAAAAAACAAAAAGAACGGGACGGGACGUUCAGACCAAUUCAGCCCUCAGUCAACAGAAUAUAGCCAAAUGCCCCCCCCCGAACACAUGUUGAUCUUAAUCCUCCCACGUUGCGUGCUGUGUCCACGUUUUUUUUCCUAUAAGAUUUUUUUUUUUAUGCAGAUAUUUUGCAGUGUUUGGUUUUAUUGUAAGGCAAGAAAUAGCACAGGAUUCAUAAUGUGCGAAAGAAAUGGAUUUUAAUGUUUAAUCAUCUUGGGUGGGAUUAUUGAAAAGGGAGCAGCCGCUUUAGUGGGCCAAUUUCUCACUGUCGUUUCGCUUUGAAAAGCACACGGCAGUUUUUUUUUUGGGGGGGGGGGGGGUUACGACAGGAGGUCGUCGCACAGCAAUUACUCCGAUUUGCUUUGGAAUUGUGUUCAUCCCGCCAUGUAUGUGGCCAUGUAAGAGGUUUGGGAUUCUUGUCUAAUAAAAAUCGAUAUAUCUCUAAA